UGUGACAAGGAGUAAAAGGGUGAAAACAUGUAUAAACGCAAGAUUACGCGAUUACACCGUCGUUUCUAAGUUUCUGGAUCUGUUGGGGAGUGAGAUCCAAGUAUGUCGCGAGCACUUCGCUAGUGUGAGCCCCGAGGUCAGGUCCUGCCCAUCUUGGUGCAGAAUCACAUCCUUCCAGCACGGGAAAAGUACCCGGCAUCUUGACAUCCCAUCCUCCGGAGUCGACUUUCACAUCCUGAAUUGCUCCUCUCGAAACGACCUGCUCGCUGCUAACGAUCUCGCGAACACUGAGAACACGGCCGACAGGAAUCUUUUCCGCUGCGAGCUUCUUCUCAACUUCCUCAGCACUCAGAUUACUUGUCCAGGCCGAUAUGGCUGUCUCGAUCUCCUCUUUCCGGGAAACACGAUGAUGGUUUUGAGCGUAGUCGGGCCCGAUGAGGUGCGGUGCGCCAAUGACCUUCAUCAAACGAGCGUAGAUGGAAUCUCCAUUGGCCCCGAUCACGAUGUAAACGGGAGUCAUUGGGGCAGCAGGGUCAGGGAGACACGGAUAGGCAUUGGUUGGGACAAUUCCAGUGACGGAGGAGCCAGAGGGACCUCGAACCUGCAGGAAAUAAACAAAUUGAACCCAAGCGUGCGGCAAUUCAUUACUUUGUUCUUCCGAUCAUACUCCGGUACGAUGCCUUCCAUGAGAUUGAGCAUGCUGCGCACGUUCAGGGGGCAUAAUACUUGAAGCAAGCGCAGACGCUUACCUUUCAAGAAUGCUCACGUCUACAGUCAUCCCACCCUUCUCACCCACAUCCCUUUUCUUCUGCCUUUGCAGAAGAGCAAGAACCUGGCCGCUACUUAUCAGCCUGCAAAAGGCAAGCGCAAGAUUGACUGACCGUCCCAAACGCAGCAUGAAGACCCGCCACGGAAUCGCCGAGGCUGAUGUUCGGUCUUACCGGUGGGCCACUCAGGCCCCCAGUCUCCACGUCCACAAAGCCAUUGAUGUAGCGAAAUCCUGACUCGGCCUCGCAGACAGACGCGUAUCCAGGUCUCGAUGCCCAAGGACCAGUUUGACCGUAGCCACUGACGCGAGUGUAUAUGAGAUCUGGGUUAUGUGGGUGCAAAGACGCUGGAUCUAGACCCCACUUCUCGAGGGCUGGAAGACAGCAAAAAGCGUCGUAUCAGCCUGUGUGAAUCACGCAAAUCGCUGAGCUUACUGCCCGGCUUGAAGUUUUCAAUGAGCACAUCAGACUGUAGUGCAAGGUCCCGAACGAGGCUAUGUCAGAUGGGCUGAGCACAAGAACGAAUGCAAUUGCGGUCUUACGUACUCUCUUCCCUGCGUGCUGUGAAGAUCUAUGGCGACACUCUUCUUGUUCCUCCCAAUAGAACGAAACCAAGGACUGACGCCGUCCACAUCUAGUUCACGCCAGACUCUAAGCGGAUCUCCCUUUACAGGAGGCUCUAUCUUGAUUACUUCUGCCCCAAACUGACUGAUUCUUGGAUGACUGAGCUUGUCGGAUGGCAGAGCUGUUGGCGCACCCGAGAAGUUGGCCAGCAAAUGGGCCGGCGAUGAGCUGCCCUAGCUCGAGGACACGAACACCGGACAGUGGUAGUGUGCUCGUAGAGUACGACCGUCUCCGAAGAAUAUGGCCGAGGGAACUCAUUAUCGUUCAGUGCGGGGUAAAGUACCGGUAAGCAGUAAGCGGCUUUAUGUGAGAUAGCGAUGGCUGUGCUCUGGCUGUCAAUUGCAUUUUGGUCUGUUGACUGCUCCUGCUUCUCUCUUCGGCCGAUGACUUCACGCGUCCAAAAGGGAGGUCCUGUCUUCAGGCCAGUCGUCAAUGCCCGGUCUCGGGCCGGGAGCGCCAUACCCAAGCGCGCAGCUGCAGAGAAUUCUUUGUCGACACCAGAUGCAUCUCUGAAUGGUCGCCCUUCCGAUCUAUCCUCGGAAGCUUUGUCGAUGCCCCCUCCGCCGUUACCGUCUUCCACUAAUCCCUCCGGCGAUCAGACCUCACCAGACCUCCCACCACCUGCGACAACGUCCGUGGCCGUCCCUAUCGCGGCACCGUCGAGUUCUCGGGCAAGCGUGCCUCCUUCCAUAGUCUCUACCUCUUCAGCCGCUCCCCCCGCUAUUCGUGCCACUGUGGCACCCCCAACUGUCAUCCGAAGCACCCCUGUACCUCCAGCGAUAGGUCGGGGAGCACCCGUUCCUCCCCCGAUUGGCCGUGCAGCGCCAGCUCCCCAGACCAUUGGGAGAUACAGUGCGGCUAUUUCCACCACUCCGGCAUCGACUGAGAUGCUUCCACUCACCCCGACCCUCGUCAAUCCGACUCCCGCUGCGAGCGAGGCUGAGACUUCCCAACUACAGCCUGAAACUUCGAGUGUGGACCCUCCGGAGGCGGCGGCAGCGCAGGACGAGCUUACCAGUCCGGUGAAAUCAAAGCUACGGAAGCGGAGACGCGCUGUGGCGAAUGUGGAUACAGCGGAUGAUGGCGAUGAAGCGCCAAAGCCGAAAAAACGCAGGAAAAAACUCCCUGAAGAUGGCGAUCGAGAAAGGCCCAAGGCGAAACGAAAAUCUCGCAAGAAGAAUGUGGAGACUGCGGACGGAAACGAGGAGGAGAACGCCGGCAGCGAUACGCCAGUGCGUAAGAGGUCACGGAAGAAGACGACACCUGUCUUUGACCCCGAGGCUGGUCCGGGAGACGAGAUCGAUCCGACUUUAAUCACCAUGGCUGACCUAUGCGACGAUACCGGCCAAGGUCGUAUCAGCAGCAAAGCGAUGGAGAUUCAGAAGAACCAUCUGGCGUGGAAGCAACAAAGCAAGGACAAGCGGGCGCAAAUGCGCGCCCUGGCCGAGCGCAAGAAGUAUGGAAGACCCGAGGAGGAGGAUGAAGACGUCGCUAAUCCCGCUGUUUCUGCGACGGAUAUGCCCUCAACCGAGCCUACCGAAGUCAUCGUUGGAUCGAACAACGACGGGAACGACGCUGAAGUUGAUGAUGCGGCACCUGUCAUCGAGGACGAGUCGGGCAAUGGGUUCGACUAUUCGCAGAGUCUGGCGGUCAACCGUUACGCGGUGCAACUCAGGCUCGGUCCCAACGGCCAGACGAUCAUCGACGAGGACUCGCUGAUGGUUGAUCGUGCAGAGGAUGUGGACACGUCGAACUACGAGCACGUCGUUGAGUCCGACGCCACCAAGUUCAUCAAUUCAGCUUCUUACACGAAGAAAUGCCGUGGCUCUCGCUGGAGUACCGAGGAAACUGAGCUCUUUUUUGAUGCACUGUCUCAGCACGGCGAGAAUUACGAACUCAUAUCCCUAAUGCUUCCUGGUCGUAGCCGAACAGCGUGCAAGAACAAGUUCAAGGCGGAGGACAAGAAAGACACGGCGAGAAUCAACCGCUGUCUAGAGAGCAGAAUCCCCGUCGACAUCAAAAGCCUGACCAGCAUUACCGGACGCGACUUUUCGGGUCCAGUCCCUGUGUUCCGCAUUCCAACGCCUCCACCAGUUGCUCCUAAGGAGUCUCAAUCGGUUGAACCGGAAGGGCGCGGCAGCUCUGUUCGCAAACGAAGUCGGAGUCGCAGCAAAGCACGGCAGUCGGGCGCUGAGGAAGGGUUGGAGAUCUUGGGCGAUAUCGAUUCCUACGAGAAUAUAACGGAAAGCAUCGUUUGAUUAUGUCCAGUUUAUUGUACGAUUCUAGUGAGGAAACAAGGCAACCACAGUAUUGCC
This is a messenger RNA of Mycena citricolor, 3706 nucleotides long. NCBI's taxonomy places the organism in Eukaryota, Fungi, Basidiomycota, Agaricomycetes, Agaricales, Mycenaceae. The record is from the annotation of a GenBank genome assembly.